AGAGAGAGAGAGGGAGAGAGAAAGGGAGAGAUCCUGUCUUUUCAGCAGCGGGCACACAAGGCUCGUUAAUAGACUCCAGAUGCCUUCACAGAAAACGCGCGUCUGCGGGCUGUGUGGAUCGCCUCUUCUUCCUUGAAGCACACAGACGCGCGCCGAUCUCCCUGCUGUCGAAAAAAGACCCCGACAAUAUUAUGGAUUUGCAUCCCGUUUCGGAACACGUGGAGAGCUUAUUUACGAGCCUAGCGGCUGUGCGCCCGUCCUCCCUGUGAUGGAGGAGCGAGACGGUGGUGCAUCGGUGGAAUUGAGUGAGAGGUGCAGAGGAGACGAUCAAUGAAGACACCGAGAGCUCCUGCGCGUUUGGGCAAGGUCAGACUCUAGCCCGGAAAAGAUUAUGCCCAUGCGGAGACAGCGACAACAAGGACGGACUUUGACGCUUCCUUUCUGGGGACGAGGCUGCCCGGGGAUGUCCCCUGAAAACCAAGAGUUUCUCUCUUUGCCUUGGCUGGCAGGGGCAGUUACGUGUUGAGGUUGUUUAUUUUUUGACAGUCUGCAAGCUGCGCCGCUUCCUUCUUUCCACCCUCACCUUGGAGAUAAAGUUUCUUCGCCCUGCUCGACGAUUUGAUUCUCCCCCUGAUCCGCUCAGCUGGAGCCAGUCUCGGGGGGUGAUCUCGGGUCUGCUGGUGCAAAAGGGGGGCAACGGUGGAUUGAAUUCCACCAGAGCGGCAACAAACACAGCGGUGGCCAGCUGUUGUUUCUGGACGGUCACAUCUGCCGUCGUCGCUGUCCAUGGUGCUAAACUCGAGCUCCAGGAAUGGUGGAGACGCUGAGUAUCGCAGUCAUCGGUGCUCCCGGAGUGGGGAAAACUUCUAUAAUCCGCCAGUUCAUCUAUAACGAUUUCUCGGAGGUGUACACGCCGACCCGGACCAGAUAUGUGUACAGACCCUCCGCCAUACUGAACGGCAACAUGUAUGAGCUGAAGAUUUUGGACGUCCCGCCAAUCUCCUCUUUUCCAUCGAGCUCCAGUCAGGAGUGGCUGGAUUUGCGCUGCAGAGGUGUCCGCAACGCCAACGCUUACAUCCUGGUGUACGACAUCUGCUGCGUGGAGAGCUUUGAAUAUGUCAAAAUGAUCAGACAGCAGAUAGUAGAGCACAGGGAAGGCAGCAGCAGCGAGGUGCCAAUCUUGGUGGUGGGGAACAAGAGGGAUUUGCAGCGGCAGCGUUUCAUGCCUCGCAGGGCGGUGUCGGUCCUGGUGAAGAAGACCUGGAAGUGUGGCUAUGUGGAGUGCUCUGCCAAGUUUAACUGGCACGUAGUCCUGCUCUUCAAAGAACUGCUGGGCAUUGCUGUGGCUCGGGGCAUGCGCCAGAACCACACCUCCAUCCGUCUGCAGGGAGCGUUACAGAGGAAUCGCUGCACCAUCAUGUGACCACGAGGGCUACCUCCACCCCUCUCAACUCAGGAGUGGAGCGGCAGUGGGGGAAAGGACUCUUUAUCUAAAUGGCUGGAAAAAAUACCCUGUGGCCUCCUGCUUUACUGAGCUGAUUUUUCAUAAUUGAGGUUUAGUAGACUCUUGCGCUGUAAAAGACACUGACGUAUCACACAUGGUCAUCCAACCACUUCCUAGUCAGAUUCUGGCCGUUGUGCAGAAACAUGGCAGAAGGAGAGAGAGAGAGCAGUUGAAAACUAAUAGAGUUAGAAAAGCACAGUGGUUUACUAUCACAUCAGUUAAACAUUUCAUGCUGUGCUUCCGAAAAUAACACAGCAACAGUUCUGUAGCCGGGCCCGUCUGAAUGGAAGCUGUGUGCGUGAGACUCAAAACGGAGAGGCAGCAAUAUCAUCAAGUCUUCCUUUUGACUUUGUCACAUUCAGAAAGGUCAACAGCAGAGGCCCAUACAGUACCUGGCAUUUUGAUUUAUUUGAGGUCGACGGCCUUUGACAUAAUACAAAGCAAAUAUAUUCAUUUCUGGGGAGAUUGUCGUGAAAUGUACAUAAAUAGGUAGGAUUAGAUGGUGUUUCAUUUAGAUUCUCGGAAGUAGCCCGCAUUUUUUUCUUUUUCUUUUCCUGUCCCUAUUAUAAACCUGGCCCACGGCAACAGAUAUUCGUUCAGAUGAAGGGUGUUUUAAGGUUGUCUUGCAGCAGAAAACACUGCAGUCCCUUAUCGUCGAGACGUACUGUAGGACUUUAAUCUGCCCCCACCUCUCACUCAGUGUCUGUUUCUGAUGAAUACAUUAAAUCCAGGGAACUGGGGACCUGCAAGAGGCUGCAGAGCCUGAAGCGAGAACCAGUACACACCGCUGGUGGUUUGUGUGUGCAGGAGUGAAGGUGAUAGGUGACUCUAAGGCUAGCAAACGACAGACACAGCAAGAUAAGAGACAGAUGCUGAAGCUUUGUGUUAGAAAAGAGCAAUAAAAUCCCACAGGGAUAUCCUGACUGACCACUAUAUUAUAUUUAAAAGGUCUCACAUACAGCAGAUGUAAUCCACUUGCGCUCAGAUAUCCUGUACAAAUGAGGAAGCAGAACUCAGUGACGUGACUCAUCGAGUUCUGCUUCCUGAAAUUCCCCACCUGUGCAACUCAGACACAAAAUCAUCAGUAAAGCUUUCAUAUUAGUUUCUGAAUACUAUCUAAUUGGUAAUGUUGUGAGAUUAACAGUUGCUUUUGCAUUUGAUUAGGCAUAGAUAGGUACUUUGUGAAUAUAGGUCUGCGCUCAAAGUAAGCAGGCCUAUUGUAAUGUAUAUAAGAGUGAUUCAUGGAGUAAUUGACUUGCAUGCUUUUGUUGGUAGAGCCAACGGGUCAGGGUUCAAUUGCACUGAUGUGAAAAUGUGAUAUCGUGUUUAAUUUUUGUAAUACAUGGAUCUGCGUAGAGUGAAUGUGGUCGUUUUUCACUGGCAUGUGAGAGCACAAGCUCAUGGAUUCUCUCUUCGAGAUGUAGUGUUGAGCCCUUCCUUCAGUCGGGGUAGAUGGCUGUGUUAGUUUUAUUUUUGUUUUGUCUGUUUUUCUCGUACAAAAUAUAUAUAUAUAUAAAAGAGGAGAAAUAUGUAGCAGAGAUACAUUAGAAAGCAAAUGUGUGUAGCAUGAGUUCUCAUCGGUUUGUUUGUGUGCGCAUUUUCAAAUAAAAAGGGCUACAGUUUUUUAUCAGAAUCGUUGCUUGUAUGUAUUUUUAUGGUGUUAGUACUGUGAGUGAUGAUUUUUUGCCUUUUGACACAUGAUGAUGAAUGAUUAAAUGCGUCUGAGAACAGUAA
Mugil cephalus (flathead mullet) is the source of this 3238-nucleotide messenger RNA. It is a transcript of the gene rasl10a, whose product is annotated as RAS-like, family 10, member A. The transcript is spliced from 3 exons. Gene Ontology annotation, molecular function: GTP binding; GTPase activity. Bases 812 to 1423 code for a protein of 203 amino acids. The record is from RefSeq and is a predicted model, not a curated record. NCBI's taxonomy places the organism in Eukaryota, Metazoa, Chordata, Actinopteri, Mugiliformes, Mugilidae.